Messenger RNA from Entrophospora candida, 879 nucleotides. The record is from the annotation of a GenBank genome assembly. Lineage: Eukaryota; Fungi; Glomeromycota; Glomeromycetes; Entrophosporales; Entrophosporaceae.
AUGUCCAAAUCUAAUUUUAAUAGAUUAGUAGAUAUUUUAAAGAUUAAUCCAAUAUUUCAUACAAAUGCUUUUAUUAAACAAAUAGAUGUUAAUUUUCAAGUAUCUGUGUUUCUUAGAAGACUAGCCAUUAAAGGAGAUAUUUUUACCAUAUCUAGUUUGUUUGGAAUCUCAGAAGGAACUGUUAUUCUAUAUACAAAUCGUACAAUAAAAGCUAUUUUAGAGACAAAAAAUAAUUAUGUCAAAUGGCCAGUUGAACAACAUCGACAUGAGAUAUUAGAUGGGUUUCAACAAAUUGGUGGGUUUCCAAAUGUAAUAGGAGCAAUUGAUGGAACACACAUCAAUUUAACAAAUGCUCCUUCUAAAGACCCAGAAGUUUUUUUUAAUCGUAAAAAAAGAUACUCAAUACAAUGCCAAGCUAUAGUUGAUCAUAGAGGAAUAUUCACCAAUUAUUUAAUUGGCUGGCCAGGCAGUGUUCAUGAUGCUAGAGUAUAUUCCAAUUCUGAGUUCUAUAUAAAUAGGAGAGACUUUAUUAAAGAUGAUGAUAUUGUUUUAGGAGAUUCUGCAUACCCAAUUUCCCCUUUUAUGAUCACACCUUUUAAAGUUUCUCAAACCUCUACACAAAUUCAAUUUAAUCAACUUCACUCUAAACAUAGAAUAGUUGUAGAGCAUGCAUUUGGCAGACUUAAAUCUAGAUUCGUUGCACUAAGAGAAUUAAAUGUUAAAAGUAUCAAAAUGGCUGUUAGAUUGACAGAAUGUGCUAUAAUCUUGCAUAAUUUUUUAGAGUUAAAUGGGGAAAUUUGGGAUGAGGGAGCAGAUGUGAAUGAUUAUGAUGACAAUGAUGCAAACUUGGUCAUGGAAUGUGAAAGAAGUUAUCUUUAG